Molecule: messenger RNA, 1434 nt
Organism: Lindgomyces ingoldianus
Lineage: Eukaryota; Fungi; Ascomycota; Dothideomycetes; Pleosporales; Lindgomycetaceae
Exons: 3
Coding region: 1-1434 (477 amino acids)
Molecular function (GO): acyltransferase activity, transferring groups other than amino-acyl groups
Source: RefSeq, a predicted model, not a curated record
AUGCCCGCAAUGCUGGAGGACCCGACCGCGCCCAUCAUGUAUCGCACCUCUGGCGAAAUGCCCUACCCUAUUCCUGGCGCCACCCUUCCCCAGGGCAUCGUCCCGCGUCAAGUCACCCUUCGCGACCGAGUAACCAUCGCGACCAUCAUUCCAUUCUCGACGCCGAACCAGGUCCCCCUCACCUUGCUCGCAUACCUCGCUGACCAGUUCAGUCGUGAAAUUGAGAAGGGCGACACGUACCCGAUGCUCGAUCCCUUACCGCUCGAGUCCUUUGGUCCUUACUGGUUUGGUGUAUUUGGCGCUGUUAUGAUUCUUGGAGACGUACACAACAUCGAUGAAGUACACCACAUGGUGCGGACAGGCCGUGAUUGGGAAAAGGAGUGUCUUGGCAGCUUUUAUAUCAAACCAAAUUACCCUGGCAGAUCCAGCCAUGUCUGCAAUGGCGGAUUCCUGGUAACGGAUGCCUCGCGGAAUCGAGGCGUGGGACGCUUGAUGGGUGAGACGUACCUGGAGUGGGCGCCGAAAUUGGGGUAUACAUACUCUGUCUUCAAUCUCGUGUACGAGACCAACGUUGCUUCCUGCCGAAUAUGGGAUGCUCUUGGCUUCAAGCGCAUUGGGCGCGUCAAAGGGUGCGGAAACCUCAAGUCGUAUCCUGGCGAGCUCGUGGACGCCAUAAUCUACGGGAGAGACCUUGGCCAGGACGAUGACUUUGUAUCAGAAGAGCGGUUCGACAAGAUUCGCUUCUACCUGAAGAACGGAAAGUACCCGAAUGGUGCAGACAGGGCGGAGAAGAGUCGCCUUCGGAGCGCCGCCACACACUACAAGCUCAUUCCCGCUGAAGGAGACCGACCUGAGAAGCUCGUCCUGAAAGGAAAGGAAGUCAUCUCGGAUCCCCAAAGGCAAUACGAGAUUGCUCGAACGGUCCAUCAUAAGUCCCACGGAGGCAUCAACAAGACCACAGCUGCCAUCGCUGAAGCAUAUCAUUGGGUUCGGAUAAAGGAAACCGUCAGCCAAGUCAUCCGAAACUGUCCAGAAUGCAGCGAAAUGAAUAAGGGGCUGUCAGCCAUGCGGGAGCGAGAACCAACCCGGUCACCCUCUCCUAGCGAUCAACUACAGAUGGAAGCGGCCCAGCACGCUCAGCAUACACAGAUGAUGGACCCCGUACCUCAGUAUAACAACUACGACAUGCCUGUCGAUCCAGCACUAAUGGAUGGCGUUAAUCAGACAGCAAACCUAGAAGACUUACCACCGUCACCAUUCCUGGCCGCCGGCCGUGGUCUCCCAAUGCCGCCACUACCUAGCUUGGAUUCUCCCAACCCCGUUGCCCGCAAAACCGAGGACACUCCAAUGUCGGGAGUUGAAGUGCGAGCACCCACUGCGAAGGAAGAACUUCGGCGUCGGCUGACGAGAGCCGGAUAUGGUGCUAACAAGUGA